CUCCACCGCUGUACCUGUUCCUGGGCUAAGCAUUCACUCAUCCAGGGCAUAUUGUUCGUCUGCAGGGGUCUCGAAGCCACCCAGCACGACCAGAGGGCACGCAGAGCACCAUGGGAAGUCCCCUUGUGCUCAAGAGCCGCUGAGCAAAAGGCAUGGAUGGCAGGAAGGAACGGGACACUAACUUUAUCACCGAUCUCACGCUGGGACUGGUGGAGACCCUGCAGGGCGUGGCGGGCGUGCAGGAUGUGAGUGUGGCUUCGCGAGGGGGCGUGGAGAGGGCUGUGGUAUUGGCGUGGGAGCAGCGGCACAACGUAGUCAUGCCAGGGGCGCUGAGGAGCCUCUACAUGGCCACCGAUGGCUUCAAACUCACAUGGAAUUACUCAACUGCUGGUAAAGUUCUCCCACUGGGUAACAUGGAGGUACAUCCCUUGGGCCGUGUCAAUAGACUGGGCACGGGGAGAGGGAGUGGCGACCCCUUGGCACCCUCCAUUACUGACUUAGCACUGGCUGAAGACCCUCCCCUCUCUAUGGGACCUAAUCCUUUGCCGCGACCAGGGCCCAAAUUGUCAUCAGCCUCCACAGCUCCUUCUCCCCCAACCUUCCACACUUCCAAGAUGUUCGAGAUUGAUAGCUGUCAGGGAUUUGGUCGCGUGGUGGUGGCAUUUCCUGGUCGUGGGGAGAAUUUUCCCGAGGGUUCAUAUUGGUUCGUGGAUUUGUCGUUAAGGCCGCACCUCCUCGCCGCCGACACUCACACCUACUGGCGCCUCAUGUUGGCUCACCUGGGCAUGCCGCAGUGGCAGGCGCUGGUGGCGGGGCAAGGCCUGACGCCGUGGGCCAGGCAGUGGUAUGAAGUGGUGGCUGCUUACCUGCUGGAGGGAGCUCGUCCGCCCCGGCCAGCGCACCAGGCCCAGGACCACGUCAACAGGCUGGACUGGUCUGUAUUCAAGACCAAGAAGACCCACCACAAGACAAAAAGCUCCAAGGACACUUCUAAGGACUCCAUCAAAGACGCAGCAGCUAAGGACACCGGGAAACCAAAGGAGUAAAAAUGAUCCCCGUAUUAUGGAGGAUGGACCCACGUGGUGCACAUUGUGUGGACAAAGGUCUGUGUUGCGUGAAGUUGUGGACGCUCCUCCGUUAUCCAGUGACAUGCUGCCAAUGAUGGGCGUCCAUACAUGGGUGUAUUUUGAAGUGUCUCUUGUGAAAAGUAGUACAAUACCAAAUUCAUUGCUAUAAGAAUGUGAUUUUGCAAUACAUAAUUAUAUAGCGUGAAGUAUGUGUUUCACUAAAAUGUAAGUUUUCUCCCUCCAAUAAAAAAAAAAAC
Molecule: messenger RNA, 1324 nt
Organism: Portunus trituberculatus (swimming crab)
Lineage: Eukaryota; Metazoa; Arthropoda; Malacostraca; Decapoda; Portunidae
Product: tubulin polyglutamylase complex subunit 2-like
Exons: 5
Coding region: 153-1046 (297 amino acids)
Biological process (GO): protein polyglutamylation
Source: RefSeq, a predicted model, not a curated record